Pseudovirgaria hyperparasitica is the source of this 1233-nucleotide messenger RNA. RefSeq names its product putative alcohol dehydrogenase. The record is from RefSeq and is a predicted model, not a curated record. NCBI's taxonomy places the organism in Eukaryota, Fungi, Ascomycota, Dothideomycetes, Acrospermales, Acrospermaceae. The coding region runs from base 140 to 1162 and encodes 340 amino acids. The transcript is spliced from 2 exons. Gene Ontology annotation, molecular function: oxidoreductase activity, acting on NAD(P)H.
AUUAUAUACAGAUCACAGGCCGCGAACUCGGACUAUGCGAGCUUCUGAUAACGGACGUGACGGAAAAGAAUUAUAUAAACAAGUGUGAACGCCUUGAUUAACAUAUCAUAUUCAUUCAAUACUUCUUCAACUCCCAAUCAUGAAAGCCCUCAUCUUUAAUGGCAAGGACGCACAACUAGUCACAGACCGCAAGCGCCCUGCCCUUCGCAACAACUUCAUCCUGAUCCGUACCAUUGCUGUAGCACUCAAUCCAUAUGACUGGAAGACUCUGGACUAUGCUAUGCCAGGCUGCUUGAUUGGGUGUGACUUUGCGGGCACCGUCGAGGAAGUCGGCCCUGGCGUCACAAAGCCAUGGAAACAAGGCGAUCGAGUUUGCGGUACUGCACACGGAGUAAACGCCACCCAACCAGAGGACGGGGCGUUUGCCGAGUGGAUCGUUGCGAAGGGAGAUGUAUGUAUGCGGAUUCCGGCAAGCAUGUCGUUUGAGGAAGCCUCUGGGAUUGGGAUGGCAGCGAUUACGAGCGGGCAGGCGAUGUUCCAGAAGAUGGAGAUGAGUCUGCCGACGAAGCCGAUUGAAAAGAAGGAAUAUUUGCUCGUCUAUGGAGGUAGCACGGUUUGCGGGACGCUUGCUGUUCAGUAUGCGAACAUCGCUGGAUACUCGGUCAUCACGACAUGUUCCCCAAGAAAUUUCGAGCUGUGUACGUCUCGAGGCGCAGAGGCGACAUUCGAUUACAACGACCCAGACUGUGGCCAGAAGAUCCACGAUUUCACCAAAGGGAAGCUAAAGCUCUGUUAUGACACGAUCGGUUCAGACGAAGGCAUUCAGAUCUGUAUGACUGCUUUAACGACUGAGUCCGGAUCAAGGUACGGGACACUCGCAAUGAAACCGAUACCUCGUCAAGAUGUCAUCUAUACGGAUAGCAUCUGUUUGAAGGCCCUGGGCGAGGACAUUCCAAUGUUUCCUGUGACCAAAGAGGAUUAUGAUUUUGGAAAAUUGAUCACUGGUGCGACAGAGCAGCUUUUGGCUGAUCAGAGGCUACGUCCUCAUCCCAUCAAGAAGUGCGAAAAGGGUCUUGCAGGUAUCAUCGAUGGCAUAGAUUUCAUGAAGACUGGACAAGUGAGCGGGGAGAAGUUGGUCUAUGUUGUUUCAGAGACGCCUUAGAUAGCAGAGGUGAUUGAGAUGAUUUGGCUACUCGAGGAGUACUAGCACGACAAGACUCUUCUGCCUCGUUG